AGGGGUGUGUGUCAAGGGCUUCGCUUUUGCUUUCGCAGGAGUCGCGGAAGGGAGAAUCUCUCCCACCCCUGGACCAAGAGAGCGGCGGACCUGCGGGCAGCCGGAGCUCACAGAGCCCCCGUGCCCGGGCACUGGCGGAGCGGGAGCUGAGCUGCCUGGCUGGGGGGACCCCUGUGGGAUGAAGCCUGGUGGGGUGCCUGCUUCCCGGUGAGCGCUCCGACCCUGGGCCGGCGUCCGUGUAAUCCCGGGCCGUUUCCCUGGGCCCCAUGGCUCCGGUUCGGAGCUGGGGGGCCGGAGUAAUAAUCCUGCACAUGCUGCUCCGUGCGGGCUGGGGAGCUUACGUGCUGCACGUGGAUGUUUCGCAGGUUGAAAGGCCCCUGAAGCACUUCUGGAAAAGCACCGGCUUCUGUCCUCCUCUACCUCACAGCAGAGCGGAUUUAUUUGACCUCAGUAAAGACCAAGAACUGAACCUUGCCUAUGUGUCUUCGGUACCGCAUGGUGGCAUUGAACAAGUUCGAAUUCACUGGUUACUGGAACUCAUUAUCGUUGGAGUGACAAAUGGAAAACUUCACUACAACUUUACCAGUCUGGAUAACUUGAUGGAUAUUCUCUGGAAAAACAAACUCAUUCCAGGAUUUGAAUUGAUGGGAAGCCCUUCAGGAUACUUUACAGAUUUUGAAGACAAAAAACAGGUUAUAAAAUGGAGGAGCCUAAUUGCACUUCUGGCCAAGAGAUACAUAGAUAGAUAUGGAUUGGAACAUGUUGCCAAAUGGAAUUUUGAAACUUGGAACGAGCCAGAUCACCAUGACUUCGAUAAUGUGUCAAUGAGUGUCAAAGGGUUUCUCAAUUAUUACGACGCAUGCUCAGAAGGGUUAAGAGAAGCUAGUUCUUUACUGAAAUUUGGAGGCCCGGGAGAUUCUUUCCAUCCAUUCCCAAAGUCGCCCAUCUGCUGGCAUCUUCUACAUCACUGCUACAAUGGAACCAACUUCUUCACUGGAGCGACUGGUGUGAGGUUGGACUACAUAGCCCUACAUAAGAAGGGAGCUGGAAGUUCUCUUCACAUCUUAGAGCAAGAAACAGAAGCAAUGGAGCAAAUUCAGAAGUUGUUCCCAAAUUUCACCUCGGUUCCUGUAUACAAUGAUGAAGCAGACCCACUGGUUGGAUGGUCAGUUCCACAAACGUGGAGAGCUGAUGUGACCUAUGCAGCCAUGGUGGUGAAGGUAAUCAUCCAACAUCAAAACCUGCUCAUUUCCAAAGCCAACAACACCAUCAACUACACUUUACUGAGUAACGACAAUGCCUUCAUGAACUACCAUCCCCAUUACUUCACCCAGAGAACGCUGACUGCCCGAUUCCAGAUGAACAACACAAAGCCACCUCAUGUCCAGAUGGUGAGGAAGCCUGUGCUGACCGUAAUGGGAUUGCUGGCACUGCUAGGGGAAAACCAAGUUUUUGCAGAUAUUAUCAGCAAAGACGAAAGUGCCAACACCGACACUGUUGGAGUACUAGCCACGGUGCACAGUCCUGCUGAGCUACAGCCGUCAGACAGCUGGCAGGCCACCGUACUGAUCUAUGCUAGUGAUGACAACCGGACAUCCUCGAACAUCAGUGCUGUGACAGUGAACGUUACCCAUUUCCCCAGGCAUGCAGACCUUGUGUAUGUGACAUACUACCUGGACAACAACCUAACCAAUCCCUGUUUGGAGUGGAAGAAAGUAGGAAGCCCCGAUUUUCCUUCUGUAAAGCAAUUCCAACAAAUAAGGGAAGCCGAGGACCCGGUGGUGACCGGACCAUUCCCAUUUCCUGGGGAUGGCCGCCUGAUCUUGAAACAGGAACUCCCACUUCCAUCGGUCUUCCUCAUCCAUGUCUGUGCAAGACCUCACUCUGUUCCCAAUCAAGUGACAGGCGUCCACUUGAUCCCUCUGACAAAGGGGCAGGUUGCAGUACUUUGGGACGAUGACUGCGUGGAUUCGAAAUGUCUGAAAACAUUCGAAGUUGAGUUUUCAUCAGAUGGAAAAGCAUACCGACGGAUUAAUGCCAAAGACACGAUCUUCACUCUCUGGAUCUACAGUCCAGGAACCACGGUCUCAGGCUUUUACAGAGUGCGUGCCGUCGACUACUGGAGCAAGCCAGGCCUCUUCUCCAUUCCUGUGCAGUACACUGAAGCUCUCGCAUGAGUGCAAAACCGUCCAACAGCCAGAAGAGAAAUCUG
Messenger RNA from Mauremys mutica (yellowpond turtle), 2212 nucleotides. It is a transcript of the gene IDUA, whose product is annotated as alpha-L-iduronidase. Lineage: Eukaryota; Metazoa; Chordata; Testudines; Geoemydidae. The transcript is spliced from 14 exons. The coding region runs from base 267 to 2177 and encodes 636 amino acids. Gene Ontology annotation, biological process: carbohydrate metabolic process. Gene Ontology annotation, molecular function: L-iduronidase activity. The record is from RefSeq and is a predicted model, not a curated record.